GGGAGUUAACUUCACUGGUGAGCCGCCUUGGCCUCUCUGCAACUGAGAAACAGCAGGUCCGAAUUCCAACUCUUUCAUAUCCAGUUUGUGUGACGGAUCAGAAAUACAUUUCAGGAUGAACACCACCGCACUCAAUAAAUUAGAAUUUUCCUUUCUUGAGGAGGGUUUCUCUGCUCGGGACAUUGUUGAGCAGAAAAUCAAUGAGUCAUCCUUGACGGAUGACAGGGAUGCAUUCUAUGUCUGUGACCUAGGAGAUGUUUUACGAAAACACCUCCGCUGGGCAAGAGCACUGCCUCGCAUCACUCCUUUCUAUGCCGUUAAGUGCAACGACAGCCAGGCUGUAGUUAUGACUCUGGCAUCACUGGGAACUGGCUUCGAUUGUGCAAGCAAGACUGAGAUCCAGCUUGUUCAGUCUCUGGGAGUAGAUCCAAGCAGAAUCAUCUACGCCAACCCCUGCAAGCAGGUUUCACAGAUAAAGUAUGCAUCUGCACAUGGAGUCCAAAUGAUGACCUUUGAUAGUGAAGUGGAGCUCAUGAAAGUGGCUCGUUGUCAUGAUAAUGCCAAGUUGGUGUUGCGUAUUGCCACAGAUGACUCAAAGGCUUUGUGUCGCUUAAGUGUGAAGUUUGGGGCUCCUCUUAAAGCUUGUCGUGGUCUCCUGGAGCGGGCCAAGGAACUGGGGCUGGAUGUGAUCGGUGUCAGCUUUCAUGUUGGCAGCGGCUGCACGGACGCAGAGACCUACACCAAAGCUAUUGCAGAUGCUCGCUGUGUCUUUGACAUGGGGGAAGAGCUUGGCUUCAACAUGGAUCUCCUGGAUAUUGGAGGAGGUUUUCCUGGUUCAGAUGAUGCUGAACUGAAAUUUGAAGAGAUUACAGUAGUAAUCAACGCUGCCCUUGACAAGUACUUUCCUGUUGACUCUGGGAUCAGGGUCAUCGCUGAGCCGGGACGCUUCUACGUGGCAUCUGCCUACACGUUGGUUGUGAACAUCAUUGCUAAGAAGGUCAUCAUGGAUGACGAGCCGUCUUCUGAUGAGGAAGAUGAUGCGACCAGUCGCACAACUCUGAUGUACUAUGUCAACGAUGGGGUGUAUGGAUCCUUCAACUGCAUCCUCUAUGACCAUGCUCACUGUUUGCCAAUGUUGCAUAAGAAACCAAAGCCAGAUGAGGCGCUGUACCCCUGCAGUAUAUGGGGCCCAACAUGUGACGGUCUAGACCGGAUCGUCGAACUGUGUACCCUGCCGGACCUCCAGGUGGGCGACUGGCUGGUUUUUAACAACAUGGGUGCCUACACUGUAGCUGCCUCCUCCACCUUCAAUGGCUUCCAAAGACCUGACAUUUACUACGUCAUGUCCCGUCCUGCCUGGCACUAUGUGCAGCAGAUCUGCUCCCAUGGCCUUCCAGCUCCUGCAGAGGAGUCCUCCCUAUCUGACGUUCCAGCUUGCUGUGGCGAGAGCAGCUUGGACAUGCCCACCAAGCCUUGCCACACCCAUGUGAUCUGAAACUUGCAACAGAAAGAAGCCAUGUUCCUUAGUUGGCAUCUUUAUUAAUAAGCGGAUGAAGUUCUAUACAUGUUGGACAAGCCCAGUUACUUGACAGGAGAUUGAGGGGGACAUGUUGCACACAUUGCAAUGUUCUGUACAGAAGCUGGGAAUCAACCCUUGAAUGAGGCUGUUUCACACUCAGGCCAUCUCUGUGGGUACCAGACACAGUUUAACAAGCAGCUCUGUAUUAAAAUUAAUUGCUGCUGAUUUGUAGCAUUAGCAUGGGGUACUUCACUAUAAGCCUAUUUUUAGAACUGGAAAAAGUUGGAAAUUAACUUCAUGAUGACUUGAAGAACAACUUUGGAGUAAAAGUAUUGUUUGCCCAGUACAGCUGUGAAAGUAGAGAUGGGGCAGUUGUUGGUUUGGGGACUUAAACAGAAAUUCAGAUGGCCUUAUCUAUCAGUAUCAUGAGGUCAGUGUAUUAUCAUUUUAACAACUGAAGACGCAUAUCUGAUGACUCACAAAACAUUGGCGAGAGGUGGAAUUCAGAUCCUUAUAUGGCUGCUAUAAUUAUAUUUUCCAUGAUUGCCACUUCUGAACAGAACCGAGGUAGUGUUAAUCUUCAAGAUCUUUCAAAACCUCAUGUUUUAACUUUCAUAUCUGGAACAAAACGUAGUCUUUGAUCAGAAAAUGUUGAUUACAUGAAUUGUUUUGGGUGUAACUAAUGAUUCUGGAAAAUAAGAGAAAAAUCUUUAAGAUUAACACUUAAAACACAGGGACUCAAAAAGCAGAUGGCACCCCUCUCCUUUUGGUUUCUCUUUUUUUGUUUUAGCUUGCAGAAUUAUAUAAUUUGUUCAUAAUAUUAACCAGACAGCAAAGUUUGAACAUGCAUGGAAACUGGAUAUGAAAGAGACGGGAUUGCAUAUUUGUAUCGCUUUCCUAUGGAAACCUUUUGAAGUUUUGUAUUUUUUUUUUAAUAAAUUAGGUGCUGAACCAAA
Molecule: messenger RNA, 2475 nt
Organism: Girardinichthys multiradiatus
Lineage: Eukaryota; Metazoa; Chordata; Actinopteri; Cyprinodontiformes; Goodeidae
Gene: odc1
Product: ornithine decarboxylase 1
Cellular component (GO): cytoplasm
Molecular function (GO): ornithine decarboxylase activity
Source: RefSeq, a predicted model, not a curated record